Messenger RNA from Abrus precatorius (Indian licorice), 726 nucleotides. RefSeq lists its product as uncharacterized. The record is from RefSeq and is a predicted model, not a curated record. NCBI's taxonomy places the organism in Eukaryota, Viridiplantae, Streptophyta, Magnoliopsida, Fabales, Fabaceae. The transcript has a single exon. The coding region runs from base 1 to 726 and encodes 241 amino acids.
AUGUUUGGUAGAGGUAGAGGAACUAGAGGCACUAAUGAUCUCAUGGAACGCAUGGCUCAGAUUCUGGAAGCCAUGGUGCACAAUCAAGGCGGAGAACCGGCUGAGUAUCGAGGGUUGUUUGCCUUCACUAGACAUGAUCCUCCAAAGUUUGAGGGUGAGUUCAACCCUAAAGGAGCUCAAUGGUGGGUGACUGAUGUGGAGAAGAUCUUCAAUGCAAUGGGGUGCCGUGAAGAGAAUAAGGUUGCCUAUGCCACCUAUUUACUGUGUGGGGAGGCUGAGGACUUUUGGAGGUUUGCCAGGCAGACCUUGCCACAAGAAGAUGGUUAUAUACAGUGGGAAGCAUUCAAUACCAUCUUCCUAGGGAACUACUUUCCCUGGGACCUAAGGAAGCAGAAAGCUAGGGAGUUCCUUGAGAUGAAGCAAGGAAGUAUGACUGUAGGAGAAUAUGCAGUUAAGUUCCAAGAGCUGAUGAAGUACUGGCCUCAUUAUCAGCAUGGUGAUGGAGAGAAGGAUUUGUGUGCUCAGUUUGAGCAUGGAUUGAGGCCAGACAUUCGGGCUGCAGUCACUGUGUUUCAACUGACGGACUUGCCCACUCUGGUGAGCAAGAGCAGAAUCUUUGAAGCCAACUCAAGGAGGAAUACAGUGGACACUAGGGGAGCUGGUCCGGUGAGGCAAGAUAGGAGACCCCCUAGGUUCUCAAGGGGACCGUAUUCAGGCUCAAAAUAG